AUGAACCCGCCCGAGGACAUCCGGGAUCUGUGGACCAAGGCCACGCUGUCACAGGUGGAUGGGUCUGUGUCCCUGAACAUAAUCUAUGAAGACCUCGAAUCACAGAGCAGUUACUCAAGUUCCAAGACUGAUCCUCAGUGGAGCGUCAGCAAAGAGUCCCUCAUGCACAUCUGGAAAAGACCGGAGUCCGAAGAGAACAUCUCGCUGCAAAAGUCCAGCACCUUCACGGAUAAGAUCAGCCUGAGGAAGCUGUUAGAGCGGGACAAGCCUAUAUACAGAAAAGCCUCUUCAAUCGUACCCGGUGCCCAUAAGUACGCACCCCAUAAACCUUACUGGAUGGAGCAGCACACCAGGCUGCCGCUGCCACUGGAGGAACUGAUGGAAAACGAAGUUCUGGAAAUCCUCACCAAAGCUCUCAAAAGCUACCAGUCCUUAAUCGGCGUUGACCACGUCCUGACAAUGCAACUGCAGGGACAAGUGCUAGUUAUUAAAUAA
Sorex fumeus (smoky shrew) is the source of this 495-nucleotide messenger RNA. It is a transcript of the gene CATSPERZ, whose product is annotated as catsper channel auxiliary subunit zeta. Gene Ontology annotation, biological process: sperm capacitation; flagellated sperm motility. The record is from RefSeq and is a predicted model, not a curated record. Gene Ontology annotation, cellular component: CatSper complex; sperm principal piece. NCBI's taxonomy places the organism in Eukaryota, Metazoa, Chordata, Mammalia, Eulipotyphla, Soricidae. Bases 1 to 495 code for a protein of 164 amino acids. The transcript has a single exon.